UUUCACACAGGCUGCUUCGGCUUUUUCCGGACGUUUCCGCCCGCGGCUCGGCUUUUUCCGGACGUUUCCGCCUCUUUUCGGUGGGCUACUCGGGUUCGGCCGCCUUCAGAUGUCGGACGCGCUGGCCGCCCGCUUUGAAGAAGCCUCCGAGGCCGGGGGGCUCGGCGAUGACGACGGCGGCCGCGGAGGGUCUGAAAAGGACGGGAAGCGCCUUUCGCCUUCCUCAGAGAAUGAAGAUAUAACUCAACGGCCAGAACCAACAUCACAGACAGCAAUCACUUCAGGAAAUGAUGCCUUGCCAUGCAGGCUGCAGAAUGGGUCAUCUCUAAAUGAAGAUACUACAAAGGAUUUUAAAUGUGUUGGAAAUCAUGAAGAGCAAGAUGUAGCAGGAAAGGAGAUCCUAACAGAUCAACUCGAACAACAAAAAGAGGAGGCCGUAGUGCAGAUGACAAAAUAUCCUGCCCCACAAGGGCCAGGGGAUAUAGUCAUGAUACAAUCAGAAUACACUGGCGCAGUGGAUGUCCUCUCAGCAGAGCUAGAAACUACAGACCUGCUGGGUGAGCAGAAAAAAGCUCAACCACCUCCUCUGAUUCCACCAACCACUUGGACAAGCUCCAAGAUAAGAGAGUUCAAAAUAAAGAUGGCAAAGGAAAAGAAUGCCCGAAUGGUGGUAAAACGGGGUGAGGUGUUAACUGUCCGGGUGCCAACCCACCCUGAUGGAAAGCGUGUCUGCUGGGAAUUUGCCACAGAAGAUUAUGACAUUGGCUUUGGGGUGUAUUUUGAUUGGACCCCCAUUACUAGCACUGCCAUUACUGUCCAGGUCAGUGAAUCAAGUGAUGAAGAAGAUGAAGAAGAAGAGUUUGAAGGACCUAUUCCUGUUGGUGAUGUGGAAAGGGGCUCCAAAAGCUAUUUGAGAAGCCGUUAUGGAGAGAUCAUGCCAGUCUACCGAAGAGAUAGCCACCUGGAAGUGCAAGUAGGCAGCCAUGAUUAUCCAGGCGAAGGCAUCUACUUGCUCAAAUUUGAUAAUUCGUACUCCCUCCUACGCAACAAGAUUCUCUUCUUCCAUGUCUAUUACACCAGCUAAAUGAGGUUGGAGUGGGUGGGACAUGAAUCACUGAAGCAAGGUCUGUGAUGAGAGGUACCAGUUGUCAGCUAAAUCUUGUAUGCAUUUCUAUGUAUGUGGAGAUGACUUCUUUCUACUAUGCUUCACUAAUGUAGUGGAAGCAAUCUCUGGCAGCUCCACUUUGUUUUAUGCAGACACCAUGCUGGAAUUUUAGCUGCAGCAAAGCAAGUCACUGGACAUAAGGUUCAAGUGUCUGCUUUUCCUUUCUAUUGCACUUGUAUGAACUGAGGUUGAAAUAUGCCUUUUACUUUUUAGAUAACCAUAUUACCACCUUCUAAUAUACUUGCUGCAAAAAUUCACUUUGCUCAACUGCCAAAGCAGCCUGUAGAACUGAGUCUAGAACUGUGCUGUUACUGUGAUGUGAUGCACUGUCAUUUACUUGGUCCCUAAGAAGCUUGUGAAAUAGAAUGUAAAUAGGCCUUCCACACCACUGGAAGUGUGCCUUCUUUCUUCUGUCUCCAGCAACACUGGAAUGUUCAGUGCUAGGUGCAGCUGGUUUUCAAUUUUUGAAAUGUUUGGAUUUCACAGCUUGACAUAGAUCAGUUCCCAGAGUUGAUCUGAGAGUCCAGGCAUCAUGUAUUCUCUCUAAAUAAGGGAGUAAAAGAACUAUGGGAGAAGGAAAGAUAAACCAGAGUGUUCUUUUUUUGGAGAAUAAUUGAAAAAAAGCUGUCACCAACCUUGCUCUUCUGCUCCUGCACACCUUUUAAGGCACAGUGAACUACUCUGUUGAUUGGCUUUUUGCAUGAAUUUAGAGCAGCUUUAAAUAAGGUUGCCAAAUUGACCAGAAAAGUACAAAAUCCUUCAAUAAGUGGAUGCCCAUGAGUGACAAGUUUUUAUUUCCACUGAAUGUGAUAUUUUUGGUAAUUUUUUAAAAAUUGCAUCACCCCAUCUAGUCACUAAAAUUGAAGCAAUCUGUUCUCUGCUGCUCUUCUUUUCUAAUAAAUCUAUAGUCUGGAUAUGAUUAUAUAGUUGUAGUGUUUCCUCAUGUUUACCAUGCUGCGCCUUGGCCUCUCACCAGUACGAAUUUCCAAACAGAAAAAGACUGUAAUAUGCAGGCGUAUCUGUUCCCAGUCCCCAUCCCAUCCUGCCGCACCCCAGGCAGAACAGGAAGUGACAGUUUGCAAUCAUUGACUAGCACAUUAGCCCCUUUUCUGCUCUGUUUUGGGAUUUGAAUUCUUAGUCCUGAUGAUAAUUCUGUAAUUUGUGCAGAUUGUGAUAUGGUAUGGUUCCCCCAAUGGCCCUGAGCCUUAUUUUUGACAUCCAUAGUUGAAGAUCUCAGGUCUAUCAGUAGUCAGCAAAAGAGCCUCUUUCCACAUAAGCCUGUGGAGUUAUUCAACGUUGAGAUGCUAUUGCCAAUACAGUAUUUAAUACAGUGUAAGUAGCACAAUUACCUGUACAUAUCAGAGUUUGGCAAUUGCAUGAUCUAUCAUUCACAGCUCAGGUCUUAUAGAGUGUAUGUGUGUAGGUUAGGUUGUCUCUGCAGCAGAGAACUUAAAAACGUAUACAAAGAUUUCAGAUGCAAAUUUGGAUAUACUUUUCAAAAUGUUUGUGAUAUUUUGUCUAAUGUGUUUGCAUGAUUCUUUACUCGAUUACAGCAGACACUCAUAUUUAUCAUGGAUUUUCUAGGGAAAGUGUUUGUUGAUAAGGUUUAGUGAAAGACAUGUAAAGCCAAAGACUUCACCUUUUAGUAAGGCUUAAUGAUUCUUUGGCAUAUGUUCUUUCCCAAAUGAAGCAAAUUACAUAGCUAGAAAAGUAAACAGGGCAGGGAAAGACUAUUGUUUGCAAUUAACACAACUUUAACAGAUAAAAGCUUCAAGGAGUGAAAGCCUAAGUCUUUCAAGCAAUGAAAAGGAGAAAUAAACAGGGGCCCCUGCUAAUUUUAAAAGAGUGGGUUAUGUUGCUUAGUUUCAACACAAUUUAUUUUUCCUCAGCAUGUGAUCGGGGAAUAAAUAAAUGAUCAGCUUGUUGUGGGCCGAUAACAUGGAAAAAAGAAACAACUUUCAUUGGUUUGGGGUGAAAAAUGGUAGCAUUCUAGUACCAAUAUAACUGAAAACUCUUUCGCUUAAAGGAUAGCACAUAUAUUUCUUUCUUCAUAAAUGAGCUGGCUAGGAGCUGAUUCUUGAAAGCUAUCUCAAAAAGCCACCCCCUCUGUCUCCUUUUUGAAUAAUCCCCAGACAGCCUUUUAACAACCUAUUCCCUGAAUAUGUACUGUAUUUAAGCCAUAAUUAUUUAUUAUUUGAAGUAUUUUCCAUUGAAAGCUGAAUCUAUUUAUUUUCUACCCUAUAUGGUAUGUACAUAGCCCAUUGUCUAUGCGUCCACAAGGGCACUGCUUUUUUACGAAUUGGAAAUGAUGGCUACUUAUCUUAUUUAAGGUUCUGCUUGAAUAGGAGACAUAGGAAAAAAGUCUGUAUAUUAGGCAUGCAUGUUUUAGCUACGUUUGUGUGUGCUUAAUUGCUUAAGGACUUCUUUUUUCCCCUCCUUUCUUUCUUUCUUUUUGCCAAGUAAUAUGGAACUGUAUUACAUGUGCUGUCCCAAAAUAUAGGAAACAGGGUCUUCUUCCUGGCUGGCAGCAGUUGAUUUUGAAACAAAGGAUAGUAUUUGGAAGUGGUUGGUUUUUUUUUAAAGAGUAAUGCUGGUCUUGCUGCUAAGGGCUGCUUGAGAGUAAACUCCAUAAAACCUGCAUGAUCACAUCCUUCUCCUUCUCAAAGGUUUUCAAACUUGUGAGGGGCACUGACGUAUACUGUAUAUCCUAUCCAGAUACUAUCCAAAAUAUCCUAUCCAAAUACUGGCUGGAUUGAGACUUGCUCAGCCAUAGAGAUGGCACCAAAUCACCAUGUCCCAAAGGUUAGCCUCUGUUCACACCUUAAAUUAUUGCAAGCAAUAUAAAUCUUCAUAAGUUUCUUGGUUCACAGACUGAAAAUCCAUGGAGGCCUCUGCCACUCAUGCUGAGGGCAACAUCUAGGACAAGCAUACAUCCUAGUUUGGAAGUGGCCACAGUUAUUUUUCAUUAUUUUUAUGUGCAUUGUUGUAUAUGGGGAAGAAAUACAAUUUCAGAGAGGUCAGCUGUGGUUUCAAAAUGGUUGACAUGUAGGAUAGAUAUUUUCUAAAAUAAAAAUAAUUAUAUGAGUAUCUUUAUAUUUUAUGCACUUUGACACUUGCUCCCCUUGUUCUCUGUGACUGAUACAAAGCAAUUGGCUAAUUCAGUAACUUUCAUAGUGCAGUACAGAAUUAGCACAAAUAGGUUAGAAUGAAAACUAUAUAGCAAUUAAAAGAUGGGGAGGAGACAUUCAUGUCUAACAUCCAAUCUAGUUAGCUCUUCAAAAAGGUUUUCUUAUUUUGUGGCUCUUCACCAUAUAGUUUUGCCUUCUUUUGCUUCUUCCAUUUAUAAAAACCUCAUAAAUGAAUGUUGUUAGUAUAUUUAUUUCUUCUAUUUAUUGCUGCAGUCAAAUUCCAUUUAGUCAGGUUUCUGUACUCUUUCUCUUUUGUACUACAAAGAAGGAUACUAGAUAGAUAUAACCAUGUGUGCAUGUGUGAUCUGUUCUAAGGAUCCCUUAAUACUACUUGGAGAAAAUUAAAAUUGCCUUGAUCAUUUAAUUAAACUGCUUAAGUGUGCCAGGAAACUGAUUAACGAAGAACUAUGUGAUAUAAACCAAAGUCUUCAAUCCUGUGCUAAUGUACCUGGGAGUAAGUACCAUUGAGCUCAGUGGCUUUUAUGUCUAAACAGAAAUGUAGAAGAUUGUAUUGUAGGUCUCCUAGCAUUCCACGGUCUUGUGCCUUCAAAGCAUAUUCCUGUUACCCCUUUCCUGCAGAGCCAUUUUAGCACAGUUCAUUAGAGUGAUAGGAACAUAAGAUUUCUGACUAUUUUGUUUGGAUGAAGAGGCAAUGUACACUUUUAGUUGUUCAUUCUCUACCACUCAGCACUGUGACUCCAAGACAGAAAUCCAUGCAGGUGAAGAACUUGUGCAUUGUUUAUCUUGUGGACAGAAUUCAAAGACACAGCCUUUCAGUAUACAAUUCAAAUAUCAGAAUGUAAAGGGAUCUUGUAACAUCUUUGUGAUUAACUGAGCAAAAGAAAUAGUAGCAUACGAUUUCAUAGACUUAGGCCCAAAGCAGAUGGGCCAAAAGGAGCAGCUUCCAACUGCUUUGGUGGUGUGGCAUGCAGAUGAUGCAUGCCCCUAGAGUGGCUGGAAGUUGCACUGGGGUUGCCUAAGGUGGCCCGAAGCUGCCAGCAAAAGGAGUUGUAAAAAAACAAUUCUGGUCGCCACGGUCCCAGGCCGAUUGGGGACUGAUUGUGGCUGGAACAGCAAGAGGCCGCUCUUAGUCAUUCAUCUGUUUCACUCCUUAGUCUGCUUCCUCAGAUGCACUAGUUCACUCCAUGCAUCUGUGGAUGUAGACUAACUCUGCAAAAGCUUAUGCUUUGUCUUGUGGUGAUGACUAUUUUGGGGAAAUCAGUUGGACAAACAGUCUAUCUGAUCUUAAAGCAUGCUGUGAUCCUAAGUGUCUGUUUUCCCCCCUCUGGUUUGUUGUCCACUGGCCAGUUGAUAACAGUAAAUCCUAGAAAGCAAGAUGAACGUGUUUUGGGAGCGAGCAGAGGCAUUGGCAAAGGAAGUGCAGCUUCGGAAUACUCCACUUCCAUAAGAAGAAAUUAAGACAAAACUUUGAAAAUUCCUGAUCUUGAACAGAGAUCAGUUACAUCCUUGCCUAGUUCUUUGACCCAAGAAAUCUGAUGAUGUAAGAGAACCCCUGAAAAAUGUUAAACUGUGACACUGUUCAAAGAAACAACUCUGGGGAAUGAUCCACAUCCUUGGCUCAAUUUAUGUUGAUGUGUCAGAACGUUCAUGGAUGCAUAUCUAAGGGCUGGAACAGACCGGCAAAAUACGCCAGCUUCCUGGUGCCUUGGGGGCAUGGCAUAUACACGACACAUGUCCCCAAGCCAUCAAAAAGCUGCCAUGAAGCAGCCUGGCUGUUUACACGGUGGCAGCUUUCCGGCACUAUGGUGGUGCAGAAUUUAGACGCUGCAUGCCAGAGGAGUGCCAAAAAGCCGCAGAAGCAGCAAAAAGGGUGCCUUUUUCUGGUGCAAAAAGGAGCGGCAUUUUACUGCUUCUUUUUGUGCCAGAAGAAAGCCGGAUCGGGGUUGUAGUGUGCCGGUCUGUUUCAGCCCUAAGUAUCUUUAUUUUGGAGGAAGCUGUUUUUAUUUCUGACUAAAGGAUUGUGUAAGGUAUAAAACUGCUAUGUGAGAACAAUGGCAUACAACAUUCUGGCUGCAAUCUGAAGAGUGUGAUGGGAAUUCUUAAAUACUAUUGCCCAGUGCCAUAUGAAAACAAUUUUUAAAUCAGUUUUUGAUGUAGCUACCUUAUUUAGAGUUCAUCAGUGUGACCCAGUACAGUCUCAUCUGAAUAUUGGCAUCUGAACCAUGACAGGUAUCAAGAAAAGGUUAUCCCCAACAUUGCAACUAACAUCCUUUAAUUAGAUGACAGGAUUUGAUUAUCUUUACCACUGAACUGUGAUCCCUUCAGACUGUUUUGGAACUCUUUCAAAUUUUAAGACCAAUUUGUCAUUCAGAAUGGGAGACUUCUAUUCAAGAAACACAAAUGUAGUAAAAAAUGUACAUAGCUAUGUACAGAAGCUUUUGGCUGAUAUGCCAUCUAUGGAGUAAUCUUUCCCUAAGACACCACUAGAAUGCACUGACAGAUACUUUUAGAGUUAGUUUUGUUUUCUCUUUGAACAUUCAAGCCUGAAUAAUUCUGCAUAAUUCACGUCCAGCAUUUUGAACAUGUAGUUGGCAGCAUCAGCUAGGUGUUUACUCAUGUGUCAUUAAACAUUUGUGGGUAUAGUAAUGGACAAGGAGUCAAAGGUAUUAUUCUUUGACUGCAACUCCCACAACUUCUGAUCUCAAAUGGCCAGUGGACAUGUUGUCUGGGAUAUUCUGCGAGUUGUAAACCAAUAAAGCUUUUCUGGGUUCUAGAAGAUAAUGGCUAAACCCAGCUUGAGAGAUGCAAAAUUUUUAUAGAAUGUGAUGCGUAGGAUUAGACUGCAUUAUGCAAUACCAGUCAGAAUGCCAAUCUGGUGCUCUUUUUCUGCAGCCUAUGAGGUUUGGUUUGUGGUGGUCCAUAUGGUACAAUUCCUUCUCCUCUUAAUCUGUAAUUUUAUACACAAACAUGCUGCUUGUAUUUUCCCAUGCGUUUUUUCCCUUUUAAACUGAAAUGGUAUUUGUUACGUUUUGGUACUGGCUACAUGCAUUCUUUCUAGUGUGUAUACUGUUGAAACAGAAUGUAAUGUCUGUUACACUAUGUCAAGUAUGUGUUUUGUGACAAUGUGUUUGAUUUUUUAAAAAUACUCAUUAAACAUUUUCCACCAUA
Molecule: messenger RNA, 7482 nt
Organism: Sceloporus undulatus (fence lizard)
Lineage: Eukaryota; Metazoa; Chordata; Lepidosauria; Squamata; Phrynosomatidae
Gene: TMED8
Product: transmembrane p24 trafficking protein family member 8
Exons: 6
Coding region: 110-1084 (324 amino acids)
Source: RefSeq, a predicted model, not a curated record